AUGGUUACAAAAUUAAUAAAAAGUUCCGAUUGCAACACUCACGGUAAAAAAUUGAUUUUGGAAGCUAUAGGAUUUAAAUUUUUAAAACGGUUGUUAUUAUGUCAUGAUGUCACAGCAGAUUGUCCUCCUUCAGUGUAUAGGUCUGUGGCUUUAUCUGUAUUAUCUAGUUUUUGUUCAGAUCCAGAUUUAGCCACCCACCCUGAUAUUUUAACUAAUAUUCCAGUUUUUUUUGAAAUCAUUCAAAAAUCUGAUGAUGAUGAUGAUCUAGAUGAGAAUUUAAUGGCCAUCAAUGAAGCCUAUGCUUGUCUUUGUGGUAUAGCAUCAACCAAAGUCGGUCAAGAAGAAUUACUGAAAGCAAAAGCUGUUACAACAAUGUGCGAGUUAUAUUCUCAUCAAAGUUUUCAAACCGAUCAGGCUUUAAACAUUCUUGUCACUUUAGUCAGUCGAUUUGGUCCAUCUGUCUGGGAGGAGAAUACUAAACCGUUUCAUGCGAUAAUGACAAAAAUUGCUUUGGAUUUUAAAACAGAUAAUAGUGACAGGAAAUUUGAACUUUGUGAAAUACUCAAUGCAUUAUUAGUUAACAGCAGUAAAAGCAUAUCAGUGACAAACAUGAAAGAAGAAUCUUGGCCAGCAAGCAUAUACAAGGGAUUAAAUGAUAUUUUAAGAAGUAAAAUUGGAAGGAAUCAGAGAAACCCUGCUUUAAAAUUGGCUUCUUUAAUGGUUGAACUAUGUGGAGUGGAGUGGACAUUUUCCGAUGAAGAAAAUCCUCAUUAUUUGUUUUUACUUCUAUUGCUGCAGUUAUGCUGUGUGGAAAUUAGAAUGCAACUUGAAGACCGCACAAUAAAUGAUAUAUUAAAAAAUGCUGAUUUAUUAACAGCCUGUUUUACAAUAUUGGAGUUGUCUAUUGCUUAUAUGGCACAAGAUUUAUUGGAUUUAGAGCAAAAGGAAAAACAAAAUUUAUAUGUAUCACUCAAAGGUGCCUUUACUGCGGUUAUAACGACUUUGCAAUCAUUUUCAAAAAGUUACCAGAAAGAUAGAAGUAAAAUGAAACCGGAAGAAAUUGUUUUUACCAUUGCCAUGGUUAGGGUUUUAGCCGCGUGGUUGGCACAAGAAACGACUAGCAUGAGAUCGGCCGUUUACCAAAUAUUGCCAUUUAUUCUAACAAUUGCCAAUGAUACGUUUUACGCGUGCCGACAAAAGAAAAUGGAAAAUCAAGAAAAUGGCGCGAGUUCCAAACCAAAAACCAACGACUUAUUUGCCCAAUGUGACGUUUUUCGUAUAAUGUUUCCGGCUCUUUGUCAUUUAACCGUCGAAGAGGAAGCUAGAAAAUUAAUGUUGAGUUUGAACGAAGAAGAAAUUCUUUAUCAGGCAUUCGUUUUUCAUUGGUCGAAAAUAUUAGUAAAAACACCAAAGAAAAAAAAGCCAAAAAAUGAAAUAAUAGAAGAAGUAAAAAAUUUAUCACUUUCCGAAUCAUCCGCAGGAGAGGGAGCCGAAGAAAGAAAAGAUUCAAAAACGGCCAUUAUAAGUCUUUGUAACAUUUUUAUGAAUUUAACCGUAUUAGAACCGAAAUUGGCGGAAGAAAGUCCGACAUUUUCAACCCUAUUAAAAUUCAUAUUGAAUAAUUUAACGGAUUUAAAAGAUGAUUCUGAUAAUUUGGUAUUAAUAGGAAAUUUAUCAAUAUUGGGUUUGCUACUCCUCAAACAACAAUCGAAAAAAAUUAAAAAAAAUGAUUUUUCAAUUUGCCGUUUCAUACAAUCAACGAUUCGGUUUUUAUGGGAUGCAUAUUGCAUUGACGAAUCAGUGGAUGCAUCAUCAUUAUCUGUAUCAAUGAAAUACAAACAAUAUUGGCCGGAACUUAUGGAACUUUGGUUUUUGGGAAUGCAAACAAUAAGUGCCAUAUUAAUAUUAAUACCUUGGCUUUCAGAUUUUGCUAUUGAAAGCGGUUGGGCGGAAGGAAUUAUUGAAAUGUUAAAUAAUGUUAAAAAAGGUUGUUUACCUUCUAACACAAAAUCUGCAUAUGAAGAUUUUUUUUGUAAUCUUAUUGAAGCUGAUAAAAAUUUAGUUAAAAUUCUUAAAGAUAAAGGAGACGUUUAUUCGCAAUGGUUUAAAUUUCGAUAUGAAUAUUUAUCACCGGAUCCGGAUGUUGUUUUAUUAUUGAAAACUCUAAGGAAAACAUACAAUUUAGUACUAAUGUCAAAUGGACCCUCAAAUUCUCAAUGGGAAAAAAUAAAAAUGUUAAAUUUAAACGAUUAUUUCGAUUUGAUUCUCGUUUCGGGUGAUUUGAAAUUUGAAAAACCAGACGAAAGAAUAUUUUUAAAAGCUUGCUGCCAUUUUGGAGUGUCAGAAAAAGAAUGCAUCAUGGUAGGAGAUAAAUUGGAAACUGAUAUAUUGGGGGGUAUAAGAGCUCGUUUAGGGGGCACAGUUUGGUUACCUUUACCCGAUUUCGUUUACGAUUCGGAUACAAUAAAUAAUAUAGUACCCGAUUGCAUUAUUUACGAUUUUAAAGAAUUAAAAUAUUAUCUUGUUCAAAGAGAAGUGUGA
Messenger RNA from Pediculus humanus corporis (human body louse), 2541 nucleotides. Its product is annotated as neurochondrin-1, putative. The record is from RefSeq and is a predicted model, not a curated record. Gene Ontology annotation, cellular component: dendrite. The coding region runs from base 1 to 2541 and encodes 846 amino acids. The transcript is spliced from 3 exons. Gene Ontology annotation, biological process: neuron projection development; regulation of neuronal synaptic plasticity. Lineage: Eukaryota; Metazoa; Arthropoda; Insecta; Psocodea; Pediculidae.